Ustilaginoidea virens is the source of this 1374-nucleotide messenger RNA. RefSeq lists its product as uncharacterized. The record is from RefSeq and is a predicted model, not a curated record. The transcript has a single exon. Bases 1 to 1374 code for a protein of 457 amino acids. Lineage: Eukaryota; Fungi; Ascomycota; Sordariomycetes; Hypocreales; Clavicipitaceae.
AUGCCCCGGCACGACUUGUACCAUUUGCGCUUCGACCUGCACCAGCACUUUGCCGCAAAAGUGUACACGUCAGGCUCGGCAGUUACCGGCCAGGUCAGUCUCUGCGCCCUGCGCGACAUCAAGUUCGACGACCUCGAGAUAUGCCUCGUCGGGAUCAGCACGACCCAAAACUUCCUCCACCAUGAAUCCGGAGCCGUCGCCGCGACGUUUAUGAAGCUCGUCAUGCCCAACCUACGCCGCGACUUCCCCCCCAACAGGACGUUUCUUGCCGGGCGGGAAUACUCGUUCCCGUUUCGCUUCAUCGUGCCGUCUCAUCUCGCCAUGGGGGCGUGCCGGCAUAAGUGCGCCUCGCCCGUGGUUCGCGAGCAGCAUCUACGACUGCCGCCCACAAUGGGCUUUUGGGACGGCCACGACCAGUCGCCUCAGAUGACGCAGGUCAGGUACGCCGUCUCGGUGCUCGCCACCAAGCAGUCGUUGCUGGAACAUCUGCAGACCAGGGUGGUUGAGGGGUCUCACAUGAUCAGGGUCCUCCCGGCGUUUUCGGAAGACCCUCCGCUGGAAAUUUCUCCGCUCGAUGAUCGGUAUGCUCUAUCGAAAAGCAAGACCAUCAGGAAGAACUUUGUCGCAAGCAAGUUGGGCAGACUCACCGCCACCACGGCCCAACCCAAGGCGCUCAUGCUCUCUCCGGAUGGGCACGCCGCAGGAGGGACCUUGUGCCGCAUCAAGCUCGCGUUUGAAUCCUCCGGCAGCCAUGUUCUACCGCCCAAGAUCAACGCCAUAUCCGGCAAGCUUGUGACGCACACCUACUUUGACAUUUCGUCCAUGACUCGGCUCCCCAACCUCGGCAACUGCAGCGCCUGUGAACUCCCGUGCCCCUACCAGUACACCACGUCGAAUAAACUAUUCACCCUGGCCAUGGCCGACUGCAUCGACUGGAAGGAAGAAGCAUACCAUGCCUCCUGGGAAGAGUUCAUGUUCCCCUCCACAGUGCCACCAGAGAGACGUGCCAGCGCGGCGACCUGCCCCGAAGGAGUCGGGAACCCCAAACGUCUGGUCUCGGAAAUUGAUGUCCGGUUCUCGCUUCCAGAGGACAGCAGGGUCGUUUACCUACCUACUUUCCACUCGUGCCACAUCUCUCGUGCUUAUACGCUCGACUUGGCGAUUUCCGUGGGCCAGACUUUUACAACCUUGUCUUUGGCAGUGCCGCUGCAGAUUGGCGUCGAGGCAUUUCAUCCUUUACAACGCAGCGCAGUACCACAGCUCGAGGCUGAAGUUUCUUUUGCGCGGGGGCAAGACCACGGCCGAAGGAACACCUACGCAGGGUGGCCGGGCUCCAUGUGGGAGAGCGAUAAUGAGUUGCCCGGGUAUGAUUAG